GCAUUUUACUUUCUAUGUAAAUAUUGGGAAACAAUAUCCCAUGUGUCGUGUUGUUCAGGGGCUGGCUGGGAACCAUACCGCAUUUGACGGUACAGUGGACCCGCAUACUAUCAGGAUUAUCUGGAUUCUAUCUGCCAUGCACCUACAAUACCUAAUGUCAGAACAGGUCUUCUUUUUCUUAAUGCAUGCGUAAAAUAUCACAGAACCCCAUGAUGAAAAAGAUUUAUCAACUAGGUCUCCCAGCCUUGCUAAGAUCAACUCCGAGACAUUCCCGGCCUGCAGAAUUCGGAGCCAGGGUUCUGAGCUUCGGCACGCCGGCAUCGUUUCGUGCCAGAGCCUUGCCACUGCUCACACAGUCAACAAGAAUUAUUACCAACACCCGGUUGCGUUCUUAUUCCUGCAAGUCCGACUUACCUACUUCUAGCAAGACGAAGACGCGCGUAUGCGGAUCUAAUCCUCCGUCGCCUUCGUCGAUCUCGUUUUGGUCAUCAUCCUCGACAUGGCGACGAGCUUCCAUCAACACCGUCCGAUGUCUAAUCGGCUGCACCAGUGGCGAUUUUUCCGCCAUGUGGUUUCUUCAAAUUUACUUGCCCGAGCUAGGGGCAGGGACGAUUAUGGGCGUUGCGAGUAAGUACGUCAUUCGAACAGCCCCCAAAGGGCUCCGCAGGACGUGCAUGCUGACCCCCCUUAUUAAGUGGCUUGCGGUCUCACGACGUCGAUGGCCCUUGAGACGAUUCUGCUCCGUCUCGGCCGCGACGGGCUGUCUUGGCCAUCCGCAGCGAAAACCGCAGCAGGGAUGAGUUUAAUUUCCAUGCUCACCAUGGAGGCAGCACAGAACGUGGUCGACUACCACCUGACUGGCGGGGCCGUCGCGUUCGAUUCUCCAGCUUUCUGGUCUGCAGCGGUGAUCGCCAUGUCGGCUGGCUUCUUGGCACCUCUCCCGUACAACUAUUUGCGCCUCAGGAAGUAUGGCAAAGCCUGUCAUUGAAUCUAAGGUUCGGUCCGUCGGGAUACAGUGGAGGGCGGGCUGUGUUGGUAAUUGCCCAAUAACGUUGUUGCCCUAUAGGUGGACGACACGCACGGAGGGGAAAAUAGAUAAGG
Molecule: messenger RNA, 1101 nt
Organism: Annulohypoxylon maeteangense
Lineage: Eukaryota; Fungi; Ascomycota; Sordariomycetes; Xylariales; Hypoxylaceae
Exons: 1
Coding region: 719-988 (89 amino acids)
Source: RefSeq, a predicted model, not a curated record